Messenger RNA from Fonsecaea erecta, 1161 nucleotides. RefSeq lists its product as hypothetical. The record is from RefSeq and is a predicted model, not a curated record. The coding region runs from base 1 to 1161 and encodes 386 amino acids. The transcript is spliced from 4 exons. Lineage: Eukaryota; Fungi; Ascomycota; Eurotiomycetes; Chaetothyriales; Herpotrichiellaceae.
AUGCAGCUUUCUCAACAGAACGGUCUGCAUAUGCUUAGCAGGAGACAAGAUUUCUCACAGAACCAUUUGAUCAGAGAUACCAAUAGCGAUGUCUUUCUUGCUACUCUGUGGGCUUGGUGCAAGCUGAUCUGCUGCUGUGUUAAUGUGUACUGCGGCUUACAUCCUCACCUCUUUCAAGAUGCCUUCGACUUGGAGCUACAGAGCAAUGAUGUCCUCGACUCUUUGAGCAAACCCAUCUUUUGGAUGCUGCGGUUUGUCGGCCUUGUUUUGAACGCCCAUCACACUUUGAUGAGAGGCAGAUAUGGAGAAGAAGACGUUGAGAUGCCGUACCAGCUUUUAUCUAUGGUCAAAUUCUAUGACGACGAGAUCUUAAGGAUCAGGCGACAAGCUCAAGCGUAUCUUGCUGGGAUCUAUUUCAACUCUGCUAGGUUGCACAUUGGAGCGUAUUAUUUCUUUAUCUCCAAGCCCUCGCCUUCGAAGCUCUCACGUCUUGUUGAGCUCCACCACAUUGCCUGCGCCUUUAUCGACAACAUCACGGAUCGAGAUCAAAAGGACGACUACGCUCUCUACAUUUCUGAGCAAUAUUACAGGACGCUCACUCUCGCCGCCAUGGUGAUACUGCGGAUAUGUCGCAGCACCGAACUCAACUCGGCCAUCGACUAUCCACUUGGGGAGCAAUCGUACUUCGCGGCAAUUCGCAUUUUCAAGAAGAGAGCCUUGAAGAAUAAUGACCUCAACGCUCGAAUGGCGGCUACGUUGUCGCAGCUAUGGCGGAGUAAGCGCAUCUUCGCACGACGUGAUGGAUUAAUUGACAGCCUGAAUGUUCGAAUUCAAACUCGAGGGUCAAUGGGAGUGGCAUACGACUGUCUCUGGUGGUGGCGGCAAGAAUUCUUAGGACAAUCCAACCCGUACUCGGAAGAGAGCAAUGGUAAUCAGGCCCAAGCCCAAGCCCAAAGCCAGAGACUCUCGGUCGCUAAUCCACAGGCUGUCACUUCCACUCACCAGCCAAGCACCACUCAACUACCGGACUUCGACACCAGCGUCUGUGGUCAAUUAGGUGUGGACGACGAUGCCUUUUUUUCGGAAUGGAACUGGUCCACCCAUGCAUUUUUGUCCGGCGAUCUAUCACACGAGUUCGGGGAGUCGGUUAUAGGCAUGUAA